This is a messenger RNA of Acaulospora morrowiae, 518 nucleotides long. NCBI's taxonomy places the organism in Eukaryota, Fungi, Glomeromycota, Glomeromycetes, Diversisporales, Acaulosporaceae. The record is from the annotation of a GenBank genome assembly.
GAGGCAUUCUUAUACUUUUAAAGAUUAACUUUCUGAGUGUAAACUCGACUACAAAUACUAUUGCAUCUUCCAUUUCUGUUCUCAUUUCUGGAGGUAGUGUCAUUGGGGCUCUGAGAAAUUUUGUAUCUUCUAAUUCUGCUUCUGAUUCAGAGAAUCAGAACUCUGAUCUUUUGAAAGAUUCUAUUAUCUACUAUGAUGAAAGGAUGUUUGGAAAUCUAAAAAACGAGGUUUCAAAGCUGGAGAGGAUGAAUAAAGAUCUGGAGUUAUUGAAACAAUCACAGUCUAUAUGGGCCUUUGUUGGUUCUUUUAUUCUUCUUAGCAUUAGUGCCAUAGAUUUUUUUGACUUUAUUGCUAAAAAAAAUAGUAAUAUCGGCAUAGAGAUUGGUAUUAUUGUUACUGGUAUUGCUGGUUUUCUAUCAGAUGGGAAGCUAGAAUUAAAAGAGGUUCAUUUAUCGGUAAAGCACAGAAACACGAUGCUUUAUUAUCUUCAUGGUUUAGAUCCAGAAACAGAAAACUAG